Molecule: messenger RNA, 608 nt
Organism: Bemisia tabaci
Lineage: Eukaryota; Metazoa; Arthropoda; Insecta; Hemiptera; Aleyrodidae
Source: RefSeq, a predicted model, not a curated record
GUCUUUACGAACGUCGCUUCUCUAAGAAUUAUUCUGAAGGCUGGCAGUGGUGACGUGACCGAUGGUUCAGUCCUCAUUCAAUGAAAUAUCAAAUUCUGAACUUUUGUAUUGAAUUUUCCAAAAUAUGGGCCCUUUGUGGUCCAUUUUCCUAUUCUGCCUAUUUGCUGCUCUCGGCGUAGAGCUAGCAGAAGGGCGGGCGAAGAUUUCGGACGUGGAAUUUCUUGAUAUGGAUCGCGAUUUGAACUCGAUGAGCAAUUAUGAGAUAAUAACCUACGGUGACACAUUGUAUUUACGGAUGGCAAAGGCUCAAGGUGCCACAGAGGUGGUUGCCUAUUUCACUGAAAAUCUAAAGGAACGAAAGAUGCCCAUCUCAAUGGAAGACAUAAAUGCACUUUUAGAUGAGAUGACCAAGAAAUUCAUAGAUCCAGCGUUAAAAACACGAGAUCGAAUGGAAGUUGUCAAUACCGUGUGGAAUAAACGCGCCAACACCACCAAUAACUGGGCAAAAUAAGACGAGUGAUCAUCGUUAGACCCCCUUCUCAUUAUUUAUACAUUUCGACAAACGCUAAAGUAAAGACAUUGUAAAAAAUAAAAUUUUACCAAUCUUC